Messenger RNA from Oikopleura dioica, 978 nucleotides. Lineage: Eukaryota; Metazoa; Chordata; Appendicularia; Copelata; Oikopleuridae. The record is from the annotation of a GenBank genome assembly.
AUGGGAUGUACAGAUUAUUUCAAAGAGAUUGUCGCGAAUUUCUUCAACAGUGAAGCGGAAAAAUGGGUAGAGGAAAACUUCAAGAUUGUUUCGAUUGAUAAAAUCAUGAAAGUUCAAUUUUCCAUUCAACUAUCCAACUUUGCUUAUUACGGUCAAUGGUUGGACCAAAUGGUCGAGUCGCUCGAAAAAGACGGCAAAAUCGAUUGGGACAUUAUGCCAGCAGAAAGUGCUGGCUCUGAAGUUGAGAAGUCAUCAGCAGUAUCACUGCUAAAACGAUUCGAAACAUUUGACUACGAAGUCAUCCGGCACGAGGAAACAGCUUCCGAUGCCAUCCUCAUAUACGGAAAGGAAAAGGCAAUCGAUGAUGUCGAGGGCAAAACAUACGCAAUAGUGGCUGUGGCUGGGACUGUUGAACGCCAAGAUUUGGUGCAAGAUUUGAAGAUAUCUCAAGUUCCCUUCGAGGACACCGAAGCUUUCGUUCAUAGCGGUUUUUACGAGUGCUUUGAAGCGCUGAAGCCGAAAAUAGAAAGAUUUCUCGAUGAAACGCUAGAAAAAAAGCCUGUUGAUGAAAUUUUGAUUGUGGGCCAUUCACUUGGCGGCGCUGUUGCUUCCCUUAUUGGAGCAUCUUUAGCGCCAAAAUUUGAAGAGGAAGAUUUUCGAGUUGUAAGCGUCGCUUCUCCGAAAAUAGGAAAUAAGGCUUUUCAAGAAUUUUUCAAGCAAAGAGUAAAGAAGCAUUUACGCAUUCGACUGACCAGUGAUCUUAUCGUUGAUUUUCCAGCUCUCCUUUAUUGGUUCAGAAAUUCAGGAGAAGAUCUGGAGACAACUGAUUUUCCGAUUUUCGACGCGUCCGAGUUUGCUUUUGGAAGUCACAAGUCUCAUGAUUAUUUAAGAGGACUGGAGAAAAACAAAGAAGUCAUUUUGAAGAUAAAAUUCGGAAAUGCUGUUGAAAAGGCGAGAAAAUUUGUUGAAGCCAACUGA